AUGGUCACGAUGAAGGUCCUGGGUUUGAACUGCGGAACGAGCAUCGAUGGGAUUGAUGUAGCUCUUUGUCAAAUAUCGUCAAAGCCGUCAUCUGGCGAUGUCUCGAUCGAAUUAUCAUCGUACACUGAGGUGGCGGUGAACCCAGACCUUCGGGCUCAAAUCCUCCGCCUGUGCCGUCCGAACCAGGCAGAUGCGGGUACUACGCUGGCCGAGAUUUGCGACCUCAACUUUGCCCUGGGGAGGCAGUUUUUCCGUGCCGUACGCGAAUCUGGGGUAGACUUGGACCAGGUCGACGUUAUUGCCAGCCACGGCCAAACGCUCUGGCAUCAGCCCGAGGGUGACCAUCGAUCAACCCUGCAAAUGGCCGAGCCCGCAGUCAUUGCACAUGAUACCCAAAAGACGGUAGUGAGUGGCUUCCGCGUCGCAGAGCUUGCUGCUGGACGUCAAGGUGCCCCGCUUGCUGGAUUCUUCGAAGCCGGCCUUCUUUCACACCCUGAGAAGACGAGGAUCAGCCAGAACAUCGGAGGAAUUGGCAACGCCUCGGUCCUUCCGGCAACAAACCUGAAGACCUCUAUGCCAGCAUCGACCUAUGUGGCCUUUGACACAGGGCCCGGAAAUGUCCUGAUUGAUGCAGCGAUGCGUAUUAUCAGCAACGGCGAGCUGCACUAUGAUCACGACGGAACUCUUGGGAUAGAGGGUGAGGGUAGCAUCAACUCCGCCAUCGUGGAUCGCUACUUGGACUCGGAGCCAUACUUCCAAGCACCGCUGCCCAAGACGACCGGCCGCGAGCUGUUUUCCGACGAUUUGGCAAGAAAGCUUGUGGAAGAGAUGCAAGGCAUGGGGAUGGUUCCUGCGGCGAUCGUCGCGACCAUCACUCGGAUUACGGCAGAGUCAAUUGCCCGGGCCUACAAGCGCUUGGUCAUGCCGCUGCUGGGCGAAGGCAAAAGUAUUGACGAGAUUUACAUCUGCGGUGGAGGCGCCCACAAUCCCAAUAUCCUCAAGCACCUGCAGGCCGAGUUCCCGGAGGCUCAAGUCAUGAAGCUCGACGAUGCUCCCAUGAAACUCGACCCAAGCGCCAAAGAAGCUGUGCUAUUUGCCUUGCUCGGCUUCUUAGCCGUCUCUGGGAGGAGAGUUCCAAUUGCUGGUUGUGCAGAGACGACAUCUCCCGCGAUUUUGGGAGUUAUAACGCCAGGGGCGAAUUACCAUCAAAUCAUGAAAAGCGUAGUUGCUGAUGAGGACUUUGGCUCUGACAGGGUCCUUGGCCGCAUUAUCAUGUAA
Molecule: messenger RNA, 1278 nt
Organism: Purpureocillium lilacinum
Lineage: Eukaryota; Fungi; Ascomycota; Sordariomycetes; Hypocreales; Ophiocordycipitaceae
Biological process (GO): peptidoglycan turnover; amino sugar metabolic process
Molecular function (GO): phosphotransferase activity, alcohol group as acceptor; ATP binding
Source: RefSeq, a predicted model, not a curated record